This is a messenger RNA of Daktulosphaira vitifoliae (grape phylloxera), 678 nucleotides long. RefSeq lists its product as uncharacterized. Lineage: Eukaryota; Metazoa; Arthropoda; Insecta; Hemiptera; Phylloxeridae. The transcript has a single exon. Gene Ontology annotation, molecular function: nucleic acid binding. Gene Ontology annotation, biological process: DNA integration. The record is from RefSeq and is a predicted model, not a curated record. Bases 1 to 678 code for a protein of 225 amino acids.
AUGGGACAGCUUCCCAGCACAAGAGUAAAUCCAGAACGAGCCUUUGCUGUAACAGGUGUCGAUUUUUGUGGACCAAUAAUGGUGCGGUCUGGGUUUGGAAGAAAUACUAAAAAGGAAAAGGCUUAUGUUGCACUAUUCGUUUGUUUUACAUCUAAAGCAAUUCAUUUAGAAUUAGUUAGUGGUUUAUCUUCAGAAAAAUUUGUUGCUGCACUUCGAAGAUUUAUAUCUAGAAGAGGAAUUUGCCGAGAAAUACACAUUGAUAAUGCAACUAAUUUUAAAGGAGCGAAACGAGAACUGCAGGAUCUAUUUUUAGCAAGUCAGAGAAGUAGAAGUCCAUAUGACGAAAUGGCAGAGAUUGGCGUUCAAUGGAAGUUCAUUCCACCUAGAGCACCCAAUUUCGGAGGACUAUGGGAAGCAGCAGUAAAAUCAACAAAAUAUCAUUUGAAACGGGUAAUUGGAUUAACCACUCUAAUGUUUGAAGAAAUGACGACAUUACUUACUCAGAUCGAAGCUUGUCUAAAUUCACGGCCAAUCACGGAACUUUCUAAUGAUCCAAAUGAUUACAACGCACUUACACCAGCACAUUUUUUAAUAGGAGAAUCACUGUUGUUACCACCAGAGCCAAGCAUUUCUCAAACAUGUCCCACACGACGCUCUACAAACAUAUACAAUUCAUGA